UCUGAGGUUUAGGUUGCUGCAGAAAAACACAAAGGCGUGUAUAUGUCCGUAACUCUGCAGUACUCUACAGUACAGUAGAGUAGAGGACAGUACAGUAGAGGACAGUAGAGUAGAGGACAGUGCACACAGCCAGCAGCAAACAGUUGUUUAGAUGUUUUGACCAGUAUGAUUAGAUGGAAACUUUGGUUUGUUCUGCUGCUGCCUUUCUGUACGGACAACAAAGUUCUCCAGGAGCUCCUCAUGAAAACCAUCAGUAAACAACCAGAUGUCACUCAAAUAUGCACCAACGAGACGCUGAAUGUUAUCAUGCUUAUAGUGUGUAAGAUUCACACAGAGAGGAGCAGAGGAGAAGAGUGUCAGCUGCUGUAUCAACAUGGACAGGACUUUGAGCAUGAAUGUGACUUCAGGUUCACUCUGAUGAAAGAAAAUCAGACUGUGUUUCUCCACCUGAUCAAUUUAACAGCAGAGGACAGCGGGAACUACACCUGUGAGUGUGUACAACAUGGAGGAAUAUAUAAGCUCCUGCUUAAUGUAACUGUGGAAGAAGGAGAUAAAGUAGCCGCCAACAGUUCUGCAGAAAUGCCUUUCUUCUUUGUGGUCAUUGGAGCGCCUGCAGUCAUCAUCAUCAUCAUCUCUGCAGUCAGCCUCGGACUGAUCUACAGCAAAAAAUGCCACAGCAGAAGACAAAAGGUGCCAAUAACCAGUCCUGAAAGCGCAGCACUGUAUACGCAAGCAGAACAGAUUGAGCCGUACAACGUCUUCAUCCAAAAAGAGAAUGUGAUUUAUGGGCUUUAACUUUCAAAAUCAACACAUAUACUAUUUAUUUAAAUGUCUGAAAAGAGAUGAUGCACCUUCUUCCACUUCUUCUUCUUCUUCUUCUUCUUCU
Molecule: messenger RNA, 886 nt
Organism: Archocentrus centrarchus (flier cichlid)
Lineage: Eukaryota; Metazoa; Chordata; Actinopteri; Cichliformes; Cichlidae
Exons: 5
Coding region: 166-795 (209 amino acids)
Source: RefSeq, a predicted model, not a curated record